Messenger RNA from Musca domestica (house fly), 1179 nucleotides. Its product is annotated as phospholipase A1. The record is from RefSeq and is a predicted model, not a curated record. Bases 67 to 1125 code for a protein of 352 amino acids. Lineage: Eukaryota; Metazoa; Arthropoda; Insecta; Diptera; Muscidae. Gene Ontology annotation, molecular function: lipase activity. The transcript has 2 exons. Gene Ontology annotation, biological process: lipid metabolic process.
UGGUUAUCUGAAGCCUGAUUAUCACUCCUUGAUAGAACUCCACAUCCCAAGUAUAAAAAGGAAGAAAUGCACAGGUGUUCGAUAUUAUUUCGUCUAACCAUGAGAUAUUUCGUUGUAUUCGCAUUUUGUGUAGCUGCUGCUUGUGCCUUCGUUAUUCCGGAGGAGGAACGCGUCAAUGGUGAAAACGGUUGGUACGUUCCCCAAGAAGACGGAUCCCUGGAAUGGGUUAAUCGCGAUGAUGCUGAAGCCUAUUUGGAUCAAGCCCAACAAUUCGAGGGUCGUUUAACCACCAAUCCUGUUAAUUUCUAUUUGUACACCAAGUCCAAUCCCAAUAACGGACAUGAAAUCUCGGCUACAAGCUCAUCGAUAAAUGGAUCUCCUUUCAAUGCCCGCAACCCCACCAGAAUCACCAUCCACGGUUGGACUUCCAGCAAAGAUGAUUACGUGAACUAUGGUAUUCGUGAUGCCUACUUGGCAAAGGGUGACUACAACAUGAUUACCGUUGACUGGGGUCGUGCCCGUUCUGUUGAUUAUGCCUCAUCGGUCUUGGCUGUUCCUGGUGUUGGUCAAAAAGUUGCCGCCUUGGUCGAUUUCUUGGUUAAGAACCACGGCUUGAAAUUGGCUGAUUUGGAAAUUAUUGGUCACAGCUUGGGUGCCCAUGUUGCUGGUUUUACCGGCAAGAACAUUGCCAGUGGUCAAGCUCAUGCCAUUAUCGGUUUGGACCCUGCCCUUCCUUUGUACAGCUACGACAAACCAACUCAACGUUUAUCUAGCACCGAUGCCUACUAUGUUGAAUCUAUCCAGACCAACGGUGGUACUUUGGGUUUCUUGAAGCCCAUCGGUAAAGGUGCUUUCUAUCCCAACGGUGGCAAGACUCAACCCGGUUGCGGCGUUGAUCUUACCGGUAGCUGUUCCCAUAGCCGCGCUGUUACCUACUACGUCGAAGCCGUUUCCAUUAAUGAUUUCGGCACCAUUAAGUGUCCAAACUAUGAAGAUGCUGUUGCCAAGAGCUGUGGUUCCACUUACAGUUCCGUUCGUAUGGGUGCUACCUCUAAUGCCUAUAUGGUCGCUGGUGAUUUCUAUGUUCCAGUCAAUAGCAAGUAUCCUUAUGGUGUAUUGGGUUGAUUUGGUUAUGUUGACAUGCUAAGUUUUGAAAAUAAAGUAUGAUUGAUUAGAGCA